AUAAGCAGGCACACCGUUACGGGAAUAUGACACUUGUCAGAGUCUUGCUCAGCUUUGGCCGUUGUCCCCACCUUGUCCAGACCGGAUCCGAGUGUCAGACUUGGAACCCAAUUGGCAGAGGAUCGUCCUUCAUUGUCACAUUUUAAGGGUACCCUUCUCGGCUUGGGCAAGGCGUUGCAAAGGACCUCUGUAGGUUGGCAAUUGCAGCGAGGGAAGGACGCACUUUGGUGGCGGAAGUGGCAGGAAGUGCAAGACCGGAGACGGGUGGAAUAAUGAGAGCGCUGGCCGCAGCAUCAAAAAUGGCUGCUUGCUGACCCGGGACGCCUGCGCAGGGGGCAAGGGCAUGUGGCGGGUAUGGGACGGCCUCUAGUCGUAGAGAAAGCAAGCCAAGAGGGUUGCCACCUGAGUCAUUGCUACACUGCAAAGGUGUGCUCAAUAGACUCGGCUAGGUAGAGCAAGGUUCCAUUCUGUGAGCCAGACGAAGCAGAUUGCACGAGACUAUGGAUGAUAAUAGCGUCGAUGACAUCAUCAACCGAUUGCUUGAUGUGAGAACAGGGCGCCCUGGCAAGCAAGUGCAGCUCUCGGAGGCGGAGAUUCGCAGCCUGUGUAUGACCUCACGGGAGAUCUUCCUGCAGCAGCCGGUGCUCCUGGAGCUGGAGGCGCCAAUCAAGAUAUGCGGGGAUAUCCAUGGGCAGUACUCGGAUCUGCUGCGGCUGUUUGAGUAUGGGGGCUUCCCACCUGAGGCCAACUAUCUUUUCUUGGGAGACUACGUGGACCGCGGCAAGCAGAGCCUAGAAACCAUCUGCCUGCUGCUGGCAUACAAGAUCAAGUACCCGGAAAACUUCUUUCUGCUGCGCGGCAACCACGAGUGCGCGAGCAUCAACCGGAUAUACGGCUUCUACGACGAGUGCAAGCGGCGCUACAACAUCCGGCUCUGGAAGGUCUUCACCGACUGCUUCAACUGCCUCCCCGUGGCUGCACUGAUCGACGAGAAGAUUCUGUGCAUGCACGGCGGCCUCUCCCCCGAGCUGCGCAGCCUGGACCAGAUCAAGAAGAUUGCGCGCCCCACCGACGUCCCCGACGCGGGCCUGCUGUGCGACCUGCUGUGGGCGGACCCCGACAAGGAGGUGCAGGGAUGGGGGGACAACGACCGGGGCGUGUCCUACACCUUUGGCAGCGACACCGUGCAGGAGUUCCUGCAGAAGCAGGACCUCGACCUCAUCUGCCGAGCGCACCAGGUGGUGGAGGACGGGUAUGAGUUCUUUGCCAAGCGGCAGCUGGUGACCAUCUUCUCCGCGCCCAACUACUGCGGCGAGUUUGACAACGCGGGGGCCAUGAUGAGCGUGGACGAGACCCUCAUGUGCUCCUUCCAGAUCCUCAAGCCGGCGGAGAAGAAGGGCAAGUUCGGAGGUGCAUCCGCGUACGGAGGGGGACGGCCAGGGACACCACCUCGAAAAGCAAUUUGACAGGUGCGCGACAUUCUCGGAGCAGCCAGCGGGCAGUGUGUUAGCAGCGAUCAGGCAACGGCCGACUGCGCCAGUGCCUCAUUAUCGAAAGCCACGGGGCCAGACUCUGGUGGAGGCCGCCGGAGGGUUCGACCUACAACCCUUCUCCUGUAAAAAUGUUCUCAAGGGUCUCACCCUUGUGUUGGUUGGACGAGUUAAGCACCAUAUGGUGCGCUUCAGUCGACUCGUGUCCUUUUGAAGAGGUGUAGGGCGGAUAUUUGAAUCAUCUUGGACAAAAAGGUUUCUAUAUGUGACGAUCACAACUAGGUUAAAGAGAGUGUUUGCAAGUUGUUGUCGCCAUUAUACAUAUGUCGGUCCACAUAUAAUUUGUCAACAUCUUUUACAAUAGUUGGUAAGUGGCUUCUGCUUUGAUGCGUGCUGCGUGUGCCCCUUUCAUGGUUAGCAAAAGUCACAAAGCUAAACUCGCUUAC
This is a messenger RNA of Klebsormidium nitens, 1936 nucleotides long. The record is from the annotation of a GenBank genome assembly. NCBI's taxonomy places the organism in Eukaryota, Viridiplantae, Streptophyta, Klebsormidiophyceae, Klebsormidiales, Klebsormidiaceae.